Messenger RNA from Etheostoma cragini (Arkansas darter), 3443 nucleotides. It is a transcript of the gene e2f4, whose product is annotated as E2F transcription factor 4. The record is from RefSeq and is a predicted model, not a curated record. The coding region runs from base 307 to 1479 and encodes 390 amino acids. Gene Ontology annotation, biological process: regulation of transcription by RNA polymerase II. Gene Ontology annotation, molecular function: DNA-binding transcription factor activity, RNA polymerase II-specific; protein dimerization activity; RNA polymerase II cis-regulatory region sequence-specific DNA binding. The transcript is spliced from 11 exons. Gene Ontology annotation, cellular component: RNA polymerase II transcription regulator complex. Lineage: Eukaryota; Metazoa; Chordata; Actinopteri; Perciformes; Percidae.
GAAUUCAUGUGAGUAUUUGCAGACGCUCCCUGCGACGAUUGAACUGUCCCGUCAUACCUCGCGUGGCCAACGGCUCUCUUCACCACCGAAUGCUUGUUCAUUGAAUUACCAUACUCAACCUGUUCAGUUCGAUUUAGUGAAAUAAAUUGGAGCAAACCAGGUCGGACUAGCUCAUUAAGCACCGGAAACCUGACACACUUCUCCGGCCUUGUGCCUGUCUGACUGCGGUGGUGCUUUCCUGGGCUCGCUGGCGGGGUUUGGUCGGGGAGGCAGAGGGAAGUAACGUUACCGAGCUGGUCCCGAGUGAUGAUGGAGCUAGAGUCGGCCAGUAAUAGAGGCGAACUGGGAGCUGUGGGGGACUCGCUGCAGCCACAGACUCCCAGCAGGCACGAAAAGAGCCUGGGACUGCUCACAACCAAGUUUGUGACUUUACUACAGGAGGCAAAGGACGGAGUGCUGGAUCUGAAAGCGGCUGCAGACACAUUGGCAGUGCGACAGAAACGACGUAUCUAUGAUAUCACUAAUGUUUUGGAGGGAAUUGGACUGAUCGAAAAGAAGUCCAAGAACAGUAUCCAGUGGAAGGGUGUAGGUCCAGGAUGUAACACCAGAGAGAUUGCCGAUAAGCUAAUUGAUCUGAAAGCCGAGCUAGAUGACCUGGCUCUCAGGGAAAACGAGCUGGACCAGCAGAGAGUCUGGGUCCAGCAGAGCAUCAAGAAUGUCACUGACGACUCUAACAACAGCCCUAUGGCAUAUGUAAAACAUGAAGACCUCUGUGGAGCUUUCAAAGGUGACACACUCCUCGCGAUCCGUGCUCCCAUUGGCACACAACUAGAGGUCCCCAUACCAGAAGCUGUUCUCAACGGACAGAGGAAAUACCAGAUCCGUCUCAAGAGUGCAUCUGGGCCCAUUGAGGUUUUGCUGGUCAAUAAGGACCCAUCCAGUGCCUCUCCUGUUGUUUUGCCCGUCCCUCCUCCAGAUGACAUCCUUCAAAGCCUCCCAGCAACAUCACCUACCUCUCAUCCGUCCCCCGCUGCCUCCCAGGCCUCCAAAGCAGCAAUGUGUACCAAACCUAGUCCUGCCACGACGUCAGCUCCAGCAGCCAACCAGACAGCCUCAGUGACAGAAGUGACGAGCACCGCGCCACUCACCCCAAUAACAGAUACACCUGCUACAGUUACCCAGCAACUACAGUCUUCUGCCUCGUUGGAUGGGUCUGCGUCCUCAUCUGCCUCUGCACUAUUUGAACCAACUAAGUCAAACCCCUCUGAAUUGCUGGACUUUCCCAGAGACCUCUCUGAAAUGUUUGAUCCAACAAAAGAGAUCAUGAGUGGAGACCUUUUGGAGGACUUGAUGUCAUCAGAAGUGUUCUCGCCUCUCCUGCGUCUGUCCCCUCCACCCAGCGACCACGACUACAUAUACAACCUGGAUGAAACUGAAGGCCUUUGUGACCUCUUCGACGUCCCCAUUCUCAACCUCUGACCCCUGCGACUGUUGUCAGAGUGAGAAACUGUUUAUUUCCUCUUCGUUUCCACUCACCCCCACCCACCGUAAAGGUGAGAAGAGGUGCUGGAAAGCCAACGUGAUCUAAUGAGCGUUCACGGACAUCUCUGCACUGACACGGUGAGCUCAGUCAGACAGUAGCUCCAUGUACAGCCUUUUCAGGAAAUACAAGCUAGAGCAAAACAUUUUUAAACUGCUUUUUCAAGGACUCAAAGUCAAAAGUAAUGACAAAUAAUUAUUUUUUAGAUUGUUAUGUAAAGCGUUAUGUUUGUGUAUCAGCUUUCCUGUGUGCUUGUGAGCGAAAGUGAGUUGGCAUACUUUACGCGAGUAUGCUUGUGCGUCUGUGUGCUUGAAUUUUGUAUUGAACCCUUUCUUAACUUGAGACAGAGGUCGACAGGGGAGGAAAAAAGAAGAAGCCUUAUCCUAUCAGGUAAAAGAGUUGUGGCGUUAAUAGAGCAGUCUUUGUCACCUAGCAGCUGCUCAUGCCUGGCUUGAAUGAGUCCAAACACAGCUGGUUAAAUAUGCACUGUCCUCAUGUACAUAGAGAAUAUAUAUAUAUAUUUUGUAUUACCAGCACACAAGACUAUUGUGUAAUAAUGAGCUGCAUUUGUAACCCAGGCAACGCAAUAGUUUGCAAAGAAACAAACUAAAUAAAAAAUAAAGGUUCCAGACUCAAACAAUCACAUUGUGUGAAUGAAGUGAUAUGUUUCAGAUGAUAGGAAUUGGUCUUAAUCCAACCUCUCAGUGUUGGAAGUAUUUUUUUGUGAACCAGUUGGAGAAAGAGGAUCCUAAUGUUGAGUAACUGAAGCCAAUUACUAUUGUGACAUAAAGAACCAAGGACCAAAACGAUGCAUGGGGGGAGGGGGGCGACAGAAGGAAUUGUACUUUUUUAAAACAAUUUUAAGUCAACAAGGUGCUUGUUAAAAAUGAAAUAACAUGUCUUCACUAACUGGUUCAAUAUUUGCGCCUCCACACUGACAGGUUUGAUAAGAAAAAAUGGGCUUGCUUUUUGUUUCAUUUUGACUCUGGACUUUCGAACCUUGCAGAUUUUUACUGCCUCUGAUUAAUAUGUAACUUAACUGGAGUACAUCGGAGGAAAAGCUUCUGUUUUUAUUUUUAUUUUUUCCAAAUGAGUUCUAUGGCGAUUUUUUUCAAUUAUCCAUGUAUAUGAAUACCAUUGUACUCUGUUCAUUUGUAUGUAAAGGGACACAUAUGUAUUUUUGCUGAUCCAGUGAAUAUAAUCACUGGCUUGAAAAUUGUCCUGUUUCGCAUAUUUUUGUAUAUAUGGCACAGAUCCCUACUCUAGUUUUAUUCAAUGCUCUGUUUCCCAUAAAUGAAAUACUGCCCAUCACUCUAAAUGAUUUUUUUUUUAAUCUAAUUAUUUUCUCUGUGCAGGGGGAAGUUAAGUAGCCGUUCAAGAGGAGUUGUUACUAGUCAGACUGUUAAAGUACAAUAUAGCCAUUCAUAUUUCUACAGUGCUUUUUGUGUGUGUCCUGUUUUGCCCUGGGUAAAGUGUAAGUACAGUAUGUACUGUUCAUACCCUUCUCUAUUGCUUGUAUAGAACAGCAUUUAUUUUUUAUACAUGAUAGAUAUAUUGUUACUGCUACUAAUUCUGGGCUACACUUCAUAGUUAUUUUUUUUUAUCCACAAAACUUGCUUUGUCAGAGCAUCAUGUCUCGUUGUUGCACUAAACAUCACUGUGGACAGAUUGGUUGCUACUUGCUACUCAUCCACUCCUGAUGAGUAGCCAGUCAUUGUGUUUGGACAGUGUUGUGAGUUUGGCUAAUUCUUCAAUAGAGCAGCCAGGGUUCAACGGUGCUGGGUUGAAUGAAUCAUGUCUGUGUGUAAUGGCGUGUGAGACUCAAUCCUCCAGACUGUUUGAAUGGGCUCACUAUUGCUAAGCUGUAGUCAAAUUAAACAAAAUAAAAACUUUGGUAUUCUUU